Messenger RNA from Ilex paraguariensis (yerba mate), 393 nucleotides. The record is from the annotation of a GenBank genome assembly. Lineage: Eukaryota; Viridiplantae; Streptophyta; Magnoliopsida; Aquifoliales; Aquifoliaceae.
AUGUACCCAAUGUUUGCCAAAUAUUAUCCCAAGAGAAAGGAUAUCUUGUGGAUCCAUCAACACAGUAAAUCUGGGUUAGCAGUUGGUCGUGGCAGAAAUCUCCCCAGGAAAUCUUGUCGAGGCAGAGGACGUAAUAAGGUUUUCAAUGGAAAGAGGGGAGAGGCUUCGGUAUUGGAGGCAGAAUCCCUUAUUGAGGUUAUGGUGUACGAGACUCCAAUGCUCAACCAUUUGGGUGAUGAGAAGGGGGAGAGAAGCAAUGAAAGUUACAUGGAUCUAUGCCUAUCACAAUGGAUGUCCCAAGUUCCAAAUACUUUUCCAUCAGUGGAAGAGAUCUCAGAGUCGAAAAAACAGGCGGUGGUGGCUAGCCUUGAACAACCACAAGCUCCCUGUUGA